Molecule: messenger RNA, 2202 nt
Organism: Cynara cardunculus var. scolymus (artichoke)
Lineage: Eukaryota; Viridiplantae; Streptophyta; Magnoliopsida; Asterales; Asteraceae
Product: probable polyamine oxidase 2
Exons: 10
Coding region: 432-1907 (491 amino acids)
Biological process (GO): polyamine catabolic process
Cellular component (GO): peroxisome
Molecular function (GO): polyamine oxidase activity
Source: RefSeq, a predicted model, not a curated record
GUAACGUGUGUGGAUCGAUCUCUUCACCAAAUCCAGAAUCCAGAAAAAUCCCAAUCUCUCUCUAAGCGAAUCAAAAUCUGAAACGCAUAUUCAUCAUCAGGGAUUUAUAAACCUAUUAUACGAUCAUAUACAUGCAGAUCAUAUAUAUGCAACAAGGUUUCUGACAGACUUAUACACAGGAACACAGAUUUGGAGCCAAAAGUUUGUAAUACGCAUGAGCUGGUUGGUAAAUCUGGGUUGCAAUUCUUCGAAUUCAAAUCACUUCAUCACUUGUCUUCUUCUUUUUGUUCUACAUCACUCACCUCAAUUGUUGCCUACUUCCCUUUUUCAAUUCGACAAACCCUUGGAUCAUAGAAGUCUCUUACACUUGUCUUACUCUUUUCUUCCUCACAAAUUAAUCCCGUUGUUUGAUCCAACAUCAUCAUCGCAACAUGGGUUCAGCAAGAGACAAGAGUAAUCCCCAAUCCAAACAAGCAAUUUGCUACUCAAAUGUUGAAGUGAGACGUUCAGCCUCGCCAUCUGUUAUUGUGAUCGGCGGUGGCUUUGCUGGCAUAGCUGCUGCGCGUGCGCUUCAUGAUGCUUCAAUUCAGGUUAUCGUACUUGAAUCUCGUAAUAGAGUUGGUGGUCGGGUUCGUACAGAUUACUCCUUUGGUUUUCCUGUGGAUUUAGGUGCAUCAUGGUUGCAUGGGGUUUGCAAAGAGAAUCCCUUGGCACCAGUUAUUGGAAGACUUGGACUACCUUUAUACCGGACAAGUGGUGACAACUCAGUGUUAUAUGACCAUGAUUUGGAGAGCUAUGCACUGUUCGAUAUGGAUGGGAAUCAAGUUCCUCAAGAAUUAGUCUCACAGGUUGGAAAAACAUUCGAGGCCAUAUUAGAAGAGACUAAUAAAGUGAGGGAGGAGUUCAUUGAAGACAUGUCUAUACAUCAAGCAAUAUCAAUUGUGUUCGAAAGAAACCCAAAACUAAGGUUGGAGGGGCUUCCUCAUAAGGUGUUGCAGUGGUACUUGUGUAGAAUGGAAGGCUGGUUUGCUGCAGAUGCUGAGACAAUAUCUCUCAAAUGCUGGGACAAGGAAGAAUUGCUUCCUGGUGGGCAUGGACUCAUGGUUAGGGGUUAUCUUCCAGUUAUAAAUACACUUGCCAAAGGCCUCGACAUCCGAUUAGGUCACAGGGUUACGAAGAUAAAUAGACGUAAGAAUGGUGUGAAGGUAACUGUUGAAAAUGGAAAAACUUUGUUUGCUGAUGCGGCUGUUGUUGCUGUGCCGCUUGGUGUUUUGAAGUCGAAUACCAUUAAGUUCGAACCAAGACUACCUGAGUGGAAGGAGGAAGCCAUAGCCGACCUUGGAGUGGGAAUCGAGAACAAGAUAGUUUUGCAUUUUGACAGAGUGUUUUGGCCAAAUGUUGAAUUUCUAGGAGUAGUUGCGGAGACUUCUUACGGAUGUAGCUACUUUCUUAACCUUCACAAGGCCACCGGUCAUGCCGUCCUAGUCUAUAUGCCUGCAGGACAGCUAGCAAGAGAUAUCGACAAACUGUCGGAUGAUGCGGCUGCUAAUUUUGCUUUUAUACAUCUCAAAAAGAUUCUUCCUGAUGCUUCUGCCCCUAUUCAGCAUCUAGUUUCUCGUUGGGGCAGUGACAUCAAUUCGCUCGGCUCCUAUAGCUACGAUGCAGUAGGAAAACCCCAUGAUCUGUAUGAAAGGCUAAGGAUCCCUGUCGACAACUUAUUCUUUGCAGGGGAAGCGACAAGCACCGACUAUCCAGGCUCAGUACAUGGUGCCUACCACACCGGACUGAUGGCUGCAGAGGACUGCAGAAUGCGGGUCCUGGAACGUUACGGCGAGCUCGACCUUUUCCAGCCAGUCAUGGGUGAGGACACCCCUGCUUCGGUCCCAUUAUUGAUAUCCCGUAUCUAAACCUGAAUAAGAUUUGGUGCAACGGGUAAGGUUCCGGAUUUGUGAUCGUGAUCGGUAGGUCCCGGGUUAUUGUAAAAUGGAACCAUUUCACAAAGAUAAAAGAACCUUAUGAACCUGUUUGCCAAUAUGCAGACUGCUUUAUGGACAAAUAAUAAGGUGUAGUGAAACUGAAUGAUGAAUGUGGAAUAUGGCCAAGUGCCUACCUUAUAAAGGGCAUUGUGUAUAAUGAAAUGUAGUGAUCACAUGAUCAAAUAAUAAAUGCGUUUUCAACAAAAGAUGAAUCAAAAGGUGAUCU